Cylindrotheca closterium is the source of this 519-nucleotide messenger RNA. The record is from the annotation of a GenBank genome assembly. Lineage: Eukaryota; Bacillariophyta; Bacillariophyceae; Bacillariales; Bacillariaceae.
AUGGGAUUGCCGCGCUUCGCCAGGCCUUCUCGGCCGCUGUCUCCAACCGCCCCACACUUUGAUCUCUUGUCCUCCAUCCGCGAGGCCCUCCAAGUUUCCAACAUAUCCUGGGCCGAACAACACGUGGGCGGCCACGCUGACCGAACCAAGACAUGGCGACAGAUGUCUUGGUGGGAACGACGGAACUCCGAGGUGGACGACAUUGCCCAGGGCUACGCCGACGAGCUGAUCGCCACCGACGACACGAUCGCCACCAAUCCCAAGUUCUUCUCCGAACCCUGUGCGAUCUACAUCGACAACGAGAAGGUCUCCUGCCUGGCCUUGGAAUCGGUCGACGAAGCCGUUGUCCUGCCGGAAUUGAUGGAAUAUUGGGCAGCCAAAGGCCGCCUCGCUCCCGAACACUUCCGAUUGGUGGACUGGCUGAUAGUGCACCGAGCGAUGAAGUCUCUGAAGCCCGCCGAACAGCGCUUCAUCACAAAACACACCGUUGGGAUGUGCGAUGUCGGCAAGUUCCGUUAA